AUGCCACAUAAGGUCAAACUUGACCCCAGAAGCAUCAAGAACCCGAUGCUCCGGCUCGACUGCCGUUGCGGCCCGUGGUGCACCAGAGAGAGAGGUCGACGCGUUGCCCCCGCCGGCGACCCCGCGCGGCUCAGGCCAGCCAGAAGGUGUGUGGUGACGGCACCGUGGCAGGAGUGCGGAGAAGAGCUCGCCGAACGCGAGCAGCAGAUGGCCAAAAAGGAGCUCGCCGUGACACGAUGCCGGGCGGUGGUGGUGCUCUGGCGACUGUGCACAGUGGGCAAAGUCAGGCUGCAACAGGGCAGCACGUUGGUAGUGCCCUGCUGCAGCCUGGCCUGA
Molecule: messenger RNA, 336 nt
Organism: Emiliania huxleyi CCMP1516
Lineage: Eukaryota; Haptophyta; Isochrysidales; Noelaerhabdaceae
Exons: 3
Coding region: 1-336 (111 amino acids)
Source: RefSeq, a predicted model, not a curated record